ACCAUCUCCAAAAUCAUUGAUGAGAAACAAAUCUUCUCCAACCAUCCUGCUACUGAACUGCAAUUCUUCUAUGGAUUUUGCUAUCCUCUUAAUUUCGCUACUCAUUACAGCACUUUCCUCCUCUCUCUAUCUUUUUAUUUUCCCAAGAAUCAAGAGAAGACAGUCGAAACAGAGAGGAAUUGCCCCUCCUGGACCAAGGAAGCUCCCCUUGAUUGGAAAUCUACACCAAGUUGGCGAUCUAACUCAUCGCAACUUAUGGCUUUUGUCACAAAAACAUGGUCCCUUGAUGCAUCUUCAAAUUGGUCAUGUGUCGAUCCUUGUGGUUUCCUCAUCAGACAUAGCAAGAGAGAUCCUUAAAAUCAAUGAUUUUUGCUUCUGCUCUCGACCAAUGCUCACCUGUAGCAACAAAUUCUCUUAUGGUUGCAAGGACAUCAGCUUUGCUCCCUAUGGUGAUUACUGGAGGGAGGUAAGAAAGAUAUGCAUCCUACAGCUCUUUAGCACAAAGAGGGUUAGUUCCUUCCAAUCAAUAAGAGAAGCAGAGGUCUGUCUUCUUAUUGAUUCGAUCUCGAGUUCCUUGUCAUUGCCGAUAAAUUUGACAAAAUUUGUGUCGAGUCUCACAGCCAGCAUAAUUUGCCGAGUUGCACUAAGCAAGAAGUAUGAUCAAGGAGAUCAGGAGGACAACUUACUUGCACUUCUUAAAGAAAUUGAGAUCUUGUUGGGUAGCUUCUUUAUUGCAGAUUAUUUCCCAUCAUUGAGUUGGAUUGAUAAGCUUACAGGACAACAACAACGACUCGAGAGGACCUUUAGCAAGUUUGAAUCUUUCUAUGAUGAACUGAUUGAGGACCACAUUGAUCAAAAUAGAACAAACACAGGGCAGGAAAACAUAGUUGAUGUGCUGCUCCAUCUUCAAAAGAAUUCACCUUAUAUCACCAGCACAGGCAUCAAGGCUAUUCUAAUGGACAUUUUGGCUGCUGGAAUUGGAACAUCUUCUGCAAUUAUAAUUUGGGCAAUGGCGGAGCUAGUCAGGAAUUCAAGGAUCAUGCAAAAAGCACAAGAGGAAAUAAGAAGCUCCGAUAAUUUCUCAAAGUGCAAUCUCCAUCAACUUCAAUACCUGAACUCAGUGGUGAAAGAAACUUUAAGGCUGCACUUGCCAGUUCCAUUGCUGCUUCCUCGAGAGGCAAUUAGGCAUUGCAAGAUAAGUGGAUAUGAUAUAGAACCAGACACUCAAGUUUAUAUCAAUGCUUGGGGCAUUGCAAGAGAUCCCAAAACAUGGGAUAAUCCCGAGGAGUUCUUACCAGAGAGAUUUAAUGAUAGAUCAAUCGAUAUCAUAGGUCAUAAUUUUGAGCUCAUACCAUUUGGAUCAGGCCGAAGAAGUUGCCCAGGUAUGAACUUAGGGAUGGCAAUAGUGGAACAUGCUCUUGCUAAUUUGCUAUAUUACUUCGAUUGGAAAUUGCCUGAAGGAAUGAGUAAAGAAGAGAUGGACAUGGAUGAUGUUCCAGGCAUUACAGUGCACAAGAGGACUGCUCUUUGCCUUGUAGCAUCAAGAUACACGUAAAUUUCUAUUGUAAAGUAGUAAAAUGUUUAAGUUAGCUUUGUAAUGCUAUGCUCUAAUUAAAUAAAAUGGUUUGUGUUAGGCUUGUUUUUUUCC
Molecule: messenger RNA, 1648 nt
Organism: Dendrobium catenatum
Lineage: Eukaryota; Viridiplantae; Streptophyta; Magnoliopsida; Asparagales; Orchidaceae
Product: cytochrome P450 71A1
Exons: 2
Coding region: 20-1555 (511 amino acids)
Molecular function (GO): oxidoreductase activity, acting on paired donors, with incorporation or reduction of molecular oxygen; monooxygenase activity; heme binding
Source: RefSeq, a predicted model, not a curated record